GUCUUGCGAUGGCGAGAUGGAGUCGUAGUUGACUGGGAGCCCAGAGGUCUCGAGAGCUGUGACUUUCUUGCACAGAGUCAUCCAAUGGUGAGCGAGGAGCAGACAAUGUCAUGCGGAGCUGCGCAUAUUAGGCACACUAGAUACUUCAGACCAGAAACGAGAAAGUGCAAAGGUGCGAAAUUUAAAUUAAAGGAGGAAUAUCGUGAAGUGAUCGGUCUGCAGUGGCUCGAUGUCAACAGAGGACGUCCUGAAUGCCCACCUGAUAAAGUCGAAUCCUUUUUCAAUAUCACAUAAAGUGCUUGACCUCGUCUGACCAUCCAUCUAUUCUUCGGCUCCUGGAUUUCCGGAGCCCCCGGGACUAUGCACAACAUUGUUUACAGCUGCGGGGAUGUUGCUUCUCCGGUCGCACCAUUCCGCUGAUAUCGCCCUGUAUCUGGAAACUGGCUGCACUUGAAGAUUUACUUCUGAAUGCAUGAGUUUACGUAAGAGGGCAGAUCGGAUGGUUCCUCCACAAGAAGUCAUCCGACAAACGAACUGUGUGUAGAUGUACGGACAUCUGUGUGUCUGUACGAGACUGCAUAAUAAUCAACAAUUACCAUUUGCGACCAUACGCGUGGAGAGAUCUGAUUUCGAGGGUUUUCUAGAAAAAGAGUUGAAGAAAAGCGUUACAUGACAUUCUCGAUCAGCUCGCAUAGGCAACUGAGGCAAUAAGAGAAUGGCUGGAAGCUAAUAAGAGAGUCUCAAGGAGGCAAUGGAGAUCAGAUCGAAUGUUUCAUAAAAAUUAGCGAUAUGAACAAAGCAGCAGAUUAUCAUGAUCACAGGUCUGCAAUGGAGUUAUCUCCUUUCUGUAGGAGUAACUGAUAAUACUCGUACCUUACUCGAUGGAUAUGGCAAGAUAUAACAUCACAGCUGGUCUUUUGCUGCUGUUCGCGAUAGCAGCAUCAACAGUCUCCCUCACCUUCUGUUCUGUAGAAGAAGGACUUGCUCUUGUGAAACUAAUGACUGAUUGGGAGAUGGAAUUCACGAGUUGGAUUCCUAAUACUGAUCCCUGUGACGGCUGGGAGAACCUUAUUUGCACGGGAGGACAUGUCACAACCUUAAACUUGACGAAGGCUGGAAUUUCCGGAGUAUUAUCAGAAGAAAUAGGAGUGCUAAGCGGACUGGAGAACCUUGACCUUAGUGGAAAUGAUCUGCGCGGUCCUCUACCGGACAGUCUGAAGAAUUGUCUAAACAUGCGUCGAUUAUAUCUACAAGAUUGUAACUGGGACAUUCCUUUCCCAGAAGUGAUUUUAAGUCUUCAAACGCUGGAGCACCUGGAUAUAUCGGGUGCCAAAUUGUCAGGAAGUAUCCCGCCGGAGUUUUACAGCAUGCAGAGUCUGAAAUACGUAUACCUGGGAAACAAUAAAGAGCUUACGGGAAAUCUGGAGAAAUUUAGCCUCCUUUCUAAUCUAGUAAAUCUUUCAAUAUGGUAUUUGCAAUUUGAGGAGUAUGUACUUCCCGAUAAGCUUUCGAGUCUCAGCAAAUUGCAGUACUUGAACUGUCAUGACUGUAACCUCCAUGGAGGUCUUCCAGAAAGCUAUGGUGAACUAUCAGAACUAAUCGAAUUCAAUGUGCGCCGGAAUGCUUUAACUGGAGGGAUUCCUGAUUCGUAUAAGAAGCUCACAAACCUGAAAACCUUUCGCGCGGAUUACAAUUUUCUUCUGGGGUCGUUCCCCAACUGGAUGUUCACAAUGUGGCCUAACCUGAGGAACUUGUACCUCAGCGCCAAUCAGUUUUAUGGGGUGCCAUACAAUAUCUCUUACCUCGAAAGGCAGUUCAAUCUCACAACCAGGAUAAACAUAAUGCGUUGGGAUUGCAACUACUUGACAGGAAACGAAGCAUGUGGAAGUGAUCACAAGAAUGAUUGUAGUGACACGACCAUCGCAUUGAUUGCAAGUGGCAAUUACGUCUUUGACAUGAACUGUUACGAGGGCAUUUCUGACCAGGAUAUUUUAGCGGAAACGGCCUACUGUGGUAGCCAUACGCUUACUUGUGACGUGUUCGAAACCGACAUUGUCCGAGCAAAUAAUUGUCCCGCAUGCCCUCCUUCACAAAAGUUACAAAUUGGGGCAUCAAUCGACAGUGGAUGUCUCUGUUAUGGCACAGCGUCAGAUGGAUCUGGGCAUACUGUGAACCCAGUUGUAGGCGUGAUGGGAGGACUCUCUUCGUUAUUUCUUAUCAUUCUUGGGUUCGUUGUGUGGAAGCGAAGAAAGAAUUUCUCAUUUUUCGAUGUCUUCAGCAACAAGGAGACGGAAUUAAGUGCAAUAUGGGAGAUGCCUGCCGGCGUUCACAGGUUUACAGUCGAGGAACUCGCUCGAAUAACUUCAGACUUCGAUGAGAGUCACAUAAUCGGGGCCGGAGGAUUUGGAAAGGUUUUCUGGGGCCUUUUGGAUGAUGGGCGCAUGGUGGCAAUAAAGCGUGCCUCUGCUGGCAGCUUGCAAGGCGUCAAAGAGUUCCGAAACGAAGUUAUUCUGCUCAGCAGACUCCAUCAUCGUCAUCUUGUACGACUGGAGGGAUUUUGCGAAGAGAAAAACUUUCAGGUACUUGUCUACGAGUUUAUGAAGAGAGGAAAUCUGGGAAGUCAUCUUUACGGAGGCAAUACCAAUUUGGACUGGUACAAGCGCCUGGACAUAGCGUACGAAGUCGCACAGGGCUUGGAAUAUAUUCAUUCAUUUGCAGAUCCUCCCGUCAUACAUCGUGACGUGAAGCCUUCAAACAUUCUCCUGGACGAAAAUAUGGUGGCGAAGUUAGCUGAUUUUGGAAUUUCCAAGGAAUCCACUGAGCUUGAGACACAUAUUUCCACAUUUCCUGCUGGUACUGCUGGGUAUCUGGAUCCUGAGUACUAUUUGACACGACAACUCACACCAGCGAGUGAUGUUUACGCAUAUGGAGUCGUGUUGCUAGAGCUUGUCACGGGGCAAGUGGCGAUCGAUCGCAAAAGAGAUGCUGACAACAACUUGAUCGAAUGGGCCAAAAAGAGGUUCAAACUUGCAGGUGUCACAUCGAUCAUAGAUCCCAGUAUUGCAGAUGAUUUUUCUAAAGACGCGUGUACAAAAGUGACCGAGUUGGCAUUCAGGUGUGCUCAAUUUAGGAAGAGCGAGAGGCCAACCAUGAAGGAAGUUUUAGCUGCUUUGGAUCCCCUGAUUUUACCCAAGUCUUCAAAGUCGUCCCCACACGGCUCAGAUAGCUUCUCCAAGGACACAGAAUGGCUCGUUGCGAAAGGCAAAUCAAAGCGCCAGAAGUCUCCUGGCGACAGCAAGAACAUCUCGAGCAUAAGUUCGCCGAGCUCCGAUCUGGAACGCUCGUUCAACGUCAUGGACAUGUCACAAGAGUUCGCACCAAGGUGAUAGACAUCAACUAUCGUGCCUUCAGA
Messenger RNA from Marchantia polymorpha subsp. ruderalis, 3412 nucleotides. NCBI's taxonomy places the organism in Eukaryota, Viridiplantae, Streptophyta, Marchantiopsida, Marchantiales, Marchantiaceae. The record is from the annotation of a GenBank genome assembly.